Messenger RNA from Thlaspi arvense, 516 nucleotides. Lineage: Eukaryota; Viridiplantae; Streptophyta; Magnoliopsida; Brassicales; Brassicaceae. The record is from the annotation of a GenBank genome assembly.
AUGGCAGACCUUUCAUAUAAUGAUUUGUAUGGUCAAAUCCCAUUCUCCAUUGGAAAACUUUCUCAUCUCACCUCUCUCAACCUUUCUCGGAAUCAUCUUUUUGACCAGAUUCCAUCUUCAAUUGGAAAUCUUACACAUCUCACGUUUCUCGAACUUUAUGGUAAUCAAUUUUCGGGUCAGAUUCCGCCUUCAAUUGAAAAUCUUUCACAUCUCACCUCUCUCACUCUUACUGAUAAUCAGUUUUUGGGUCAGAUUCCAUCUUCAAUUGGAAAUUGUUCAUAUCUCACCUCUCUCUAUCUUUCUGAUAAUCAGUUUUGGGGUCAGAUUCCAUCUUCAAUUACAAAGCUCUCUCAUCUCGAAACUCUUGACCUGAGUAAUAACAAUUUUGAUGGUGAAAUCCCAUCUUCUUUUGGCUGUUUGAAACAGUUGACCGACUUAGAUUUAGAAUUAAAUAAUCUGAGUGGUAACUUUCUCAUUGCACCACAAAAUUUGACAAACCCUCUGAACCCAAGUUGA